Messenger RNA from Gavia stellata (red-throated loon), 1392 nucleotides. It is a transcript of the gene CDR2L, whose product is annotated as cerebellar degeneration related protein 2 like. The transcript has 5 exons. The record is from RefSeq and is a predicted model, not a curated record. Lineage: Eukaryota; Metazoa; Chordata; Aves; Gaviiformes; Gaviidae. Bases 1 to 1392 code for a protein of 463 amino acids.
AUGCUGAGCGCCGACAGGAUGGAGGAGUUUCAGAGCGAGGAAGAGGAGCCCUGGUACGACCAGCAGGACCUGGAGCAGGACUUGCAUUUGGCCGCGGAGCUGGGGAAGACGUUGCUGGAGCGCAACAAAGAGCUGGAGGACUCACUGCAGCAGAUGUACGCCACCAACGAGGAACAAGUGCAGGAAAUCGAGUACCUGACCAAGCAACUAGAGAUGUUGCGGCAGAUGAAUGAACAGCAUGCAAAAGUCUACGAGCAGCUGGACCUGACAGCACGGGACCUGGAGCUGGCUAACCAGAAGCUCGUGCUGGAAAGCAAGACAUCCCAACAGAAGAUACAGUGCUUAACGGAAACGAUCGAGGGGCUGCAGAACCAAGUGGAAGAGCUGCAGAAGCAGGUGGAGGAGAUGCGGAGCUUGGAGCAGCUUCGCAUUCGGCGGGAGAAAAGGGAGCGGCGCCGAACCAUCCACACCUUCCCCUGCCUUAAGGAGCUGUGCUCCAGCCCCAGGUAUGAGGACACGUUCCAGGUCCACAGCUCUUCCACAGAGUUCAACCAGAAGCCACUGGAGAGGGAAAAUGAGCGUCUCCAAGCCAUGGUGAACUCCCUGAGGUCCCAAGUCAACCAGGAGAAGCAGCGGAAGGAGAGGGUUGAGCGAGAGUACACCUCCGUUAUUCAGGAGUACUCAGACCUCGAGCAGCGGGUGUGCGAGAUGGAGAACUGCAAACUGCGCAUCAAGGAACUGGAAGCAGAGCUCCUAGAGCUACAACAGAUGAAACAAGUCAAGAAGUAUCUGCUCAGCAGAGAAGACAACUUGUCUGAGGCCCUCCUCGAGCCACUGAAUAACGCCCCAGAAGCAGACUACAUCGACCUCUCUGAGGAGGAGGGAGGGAAAAGUCAUGGGCCAUCAAUGACGCCUUCCCCAAAUCACCCUGUCCGGAAAAGCUGCAGUGACACAGCCCUCAAUGCCAUCGUGACCAAGGAUGCCGUGAGCCGGCACGAAGGCAAUUACACGCUGCACGCUAACAACGUGCGCAAACGGGGCAUGUCCAUCCUGAGGGAAGUGGACGAGCAGUAUCACGCCUUGCUGGAGAAGUACGAAGAGCUCCUGAGCAAAUGCCGGCAGCACAAGGACAGUGUGCGCCACACAGGGGUCCAAACGUCCCGGCCCAUCUCUCGCGACAGCUCCUUCAGAGACUUCCGGGGAGAGGGACAUGAGUUGGAAGAGCGGAAAACCAUGGAGAAGACCAUUAGCAAACACGUGGAGGCGGUGGACAAGCGGCUGGAGCAGAGCCAGCCCGAGUACAAGGCUCUUUUUAAGGAGAUCUUCUCCCGCAUCCAGAAAACAAAAGCAGACAUCAAUGCCACAAAGGUGAAAAACAAGAGCAGCAAAUGA